AUCCCUCUGAUAUAGAUCGGCAGGCGUCGAAAUAGACUCUAUGCAUGCUGGCGCAGAUGAUCUCGAGGUCAAGACUGCGGAUCGCAACUCGGACCAGAAAGAGCCCUAUGGUCUAGACGUCUUGCCCGUCAUAGCUCGACAUGGGUCUUUGACAUGCCCAAAGAACGGCCGCAGAAGCCUAGAUCAGGACCCGGCAGCUCCUACUGUACCAGAUGCCGGACAGUAUCGCGGUCUCGAGCAGGCUGAUCAUGAGCUCGAUCGACCUAGCCUUCGGGAGACCUUCAAGACCCAUCGAGUCGCCGUACUCUGGUCGCUCGCUAUAUCAGCUAGCAUCGUAAUGGAAGCGUACGAUGCGAGUCUGAUUAGCGGGUUCUUUGCUCUGCCUGCGUUUGCGAAGAGGUUCGGCACGCAGUUGGAGAAUGGGAAGUGGAAUAUCGACGCCGGAACUCAGACUCUCCUCCGGCAGUCUACCAAAGUCGGUCAACUCGUCGGUCUCUCCCUUGUAGGCUACUCGGUGGACAGGUUCGGUCAACGUCCGACCCAACUCGCCGCCCUGGCGUCUCUGGCACCUAUCAUUGCCAUGCAAGUGUUUGCUCCAAAUGUCGGUGUAUUGAUAGCUGCACAGACUCUCAUUGGGCUACCCCUCUCUACCUUCUUGACGCUGAGCAAUGUCUAUGCUACCGAGAUCACGCCGCUUGCUCUUCACCCGUACCUUACCACCUGGACCCAAAUCUGCUGGACUCUUGGUUCGCUGCUCGCGAGCGGGGUACUUCGCGCCUAUGUCAACGACCUGACGGAAUUGGCGUACAAGGUUCCUUUUACCCUUCAAUGGGCUUGGCUGUUGCCUAUCGCGGCGAUUUGCAUAUCCGCCCCGGAAUCGCCAGUAUGGUGUGUCAAGACAGAGCGACACGACCGUGCGGCCGUGGCGAUUCGUCGUCUUGGUGGAAAGUGUAUCACGCAAGCGCAAGUGGAUCGGCGGCUCGAUGAGAUCGAUCGGACGAACCGGAUAGAGGCGAAGACAGCCACGCAUAUAUCUUAUGCCGAGCUGUUUCGAGGUACCAAUCGGCGUCGGACUGAGAUCGCUUGCAUCACGUUCGCCAUUCCUUGCCUCUGCGGUUUCGUUCUGGCCAACUCGACCUAUUUUAUGCAGCAAGCCGGCCUGGACCCUUCGGCCUCCUUUUCCAUGACGGUCGGAGCAGCGGGCAUCGCCCUUGUCUGUUGUUUUGGAACAUGGUUCAUUCUCUCGAAGUGCGGAAGAAGACCGGUCUACCUGCUCGGACUGAGUGUCUUGAUCGUCGCGCUGCUGGGCAUAGGCGUCUUAGGAAUCCCGGCUCCGACGUCUGCCUACGCGUGGGCGACGGGAGGACUAUGUUACGUAUUCGCUGUAACAUAUUAUCUCACCGUCGGACCCGUGACCUACACAAUCAUCACGGAUAUUCCGGCGACGAGAUUGAGACCAAAGACCGUCGUCCUAGCUCGAGCGGCGCACGUAACGACGGCCAUCUUGAGCAAUGUCCUCCAUAACUACCAGAUCAACAAGACAGCCCUCAAUUGGCGAGGCAAAGCAGGAUUCUUCUGGGCAGGAUCGUCUGCGCUUUGCCUGACAUGGUGUUACUUCCGCUUGCCCGAGACGCGUAAAAGGUCGUCGAUCGAGCUGGACGAGUUGUUCACGAAAAGGGUACCAGCGAGGAUGUUUGCAAGAACUGUCUUGGACGGGGCGGUAGCACAUGACUUGGGAUCGACUGAAGCGUCGACUGGUAAUAAAACUACGGAAACUCCAGCGAGAGUCUCAGCAACGCGAAUGUGAUGGCUCUUUUCGAAGCCAGACCGUCAUCGCUUGUACGAUUUCACGAUUAAGAAUAGAUGCGGAAGCACGUCAAGCAGCGCUCUGCGUUUCAAGCCGCGCGCGCGUGUACUGCCGAGCGAUGUGUCUGAAGAUCGUAAGGAAGGUGUGAGCUAGGGUGAACCAAUGACCAUACCUUGUAACCGAUCCUGGGAGCUAUCACUUCGUCAGAGUCUUGAGACAAAGACAACGGCCGGGCCGGGUAACCCAUUCGAGGAAUAGCCUAUGAUACAGCUUCAUUGAUUUAUAGCCUGUAGCGUAUUUCUUCGUACCAACCGUCAGAUGAAAAGACUUAUAUAAUAAUAUAUAUGAGGCCCGCGCAUCUUUCGGCGUCUGUCCCGGGCCAGACACAAUUCGCAAGAGAGC
Messenger RNA from Filobasidium floriforme, 2209 nucleotides. RefSeq lists its product as uncharacterized. Lineage: Eukaryota; Fungi; Basidiomycota; Tremellomycetes; Filobasidiales; Filobasidiaceae. The coding region runs from base 41 to 1807 and encodes 588 amino acids. Gene Ontology annotation, molecular function: carbohydrate:proton symporter activity. Gene Ontology annotation, cellular component: membrane. Gene Ontology annotation, biological process: carbohydrate transport; transmembrane transport. The record is from RefSeq and is a predicted model, not a curated record. The transcript has 4 exons.